UUGGGCUGCAGCUGUGCCCUGUCCCCCCAGAUAUCUACGUGUGCAUGAUCUCCUCUGCUCACAACGUGGCGGCGCAGGGCAAGUACAUCGCCAUCGCCAGCACCACCGUGGAGACCGCCGACCCGGAGAAGGAGAUCAAGCCAGCCUUGGACCUCCUGGAGCCCAUUGAGCAGAAGUUCGUGAGCAUCAGUGACCUGUUUGCACCCACCGACCCCGGCACCGAGAGCCAGAUCUUCAUCUCGCGCACCUACGACGCCACCACCCACUUCGAGACGACGUGCGACGACAUCAAAGAUAUUUAUAAGAGGAUGAUGGGAUCAGAGUUCGACUUCGAGGAGAUGAAACGCAAGAAGAACGACAUUUAUGGGGAGGAGGAGCAGCAGUAAUGAGAGUCUCUAAUUAGGAGGAGUUUAAAUCGGCUAAUAUGAAUAUAUAAGGAACUUAAUGAACACUGUACGAAAUUCAAUAUUGUAAGGCCUGCUUUUGUAAUCCCAUCUCUGAGAGAUUGAAGAGUACUGCACUGGUAAUGUUCCCUUUUUGGAUAUCAUGUGUUAAUUAUUUCAUUCUAGUAGGGCUGCUGUCCAGAAUCUGGCAAAUUCCUGACUGAUAUUCCUGACUAACCUCGUAAGCGAAAGGCAGACUGAACUUAUUAUUAUUUUUGCAGACGUAGACGUGGGUGCAGAUUCGAAAUAACUCAUUGACAGCUGUGUCUUACCUUGUCUUUUUAAUCAUUUGUAAAACAUCCUUCACAAUCCUGUGCUUCUGGUGAGCUCGUAGAUGUGACGCUGAUGUCACUCAAACCUGAUUAUCAAGGAAAAUAGAAACUGAGCACUCCAUUAUUGUGGACAGCAUCCCUAAAAGUCUCUCCCAUCAAUCUUAACUCUGUGGCAAAGUUGUAUCAUGGACAAAGCCCACACCUAUUGUAGCAGCAAAUGUUGGCUUCGUUCUGGGCACAGAACUUAACCUCCACUUAAGCUUCUAAACCCGUUUACAUCGGUUGGGACACAGCUGUGCCUCAGGCUCCUUUGUGUUUUAAUCUUAAUAAAAUUGAGAGAACAAAUUACAGAGCAGGCAAGAUGUGGAAGUAUUUUCUGUCCCCCGGUGGCUUCUCGGAUGGACCAAACGGCGCUGCGGUAUCGGCAUGACAGAGCCUGUGCUUCUCGUGUCUCCUGAAGGCUCCAAAUGAUUUCUGUACUGCGAAGUAAAGCCAAAUUCUGGAAAACCA
Molecule: messenger RNA, 1225 nt
Organism: Lonchura striata (white-rumped munia)
Lineage: Eukaryota; Metazoa; Chordata; Aves; Passeriformes; Estrildidae
Source: RefSeq, a predicted model, not a curated record